AUGGCCGAGACCACCCUCGCAAACAGCAACAGCGACACCACCACCACCACCACCACCACCAGCCCCGCCAUCGCGAUCGCGGCUGACCCCAAAUCCGCACAGCCAGAACAACCCUACCAGCCAUACAUGGACGUGCAACCGCCCACGACCGCCCACCUCAGCGACGCCAACGGCAUGCCUCUGAGCGAGAAGGAGAUCGAGGCGCUGGAGAGCGAAGAGAAGGCCGAGCGCGAGGCCACUCCAGAACCCAGCGACUUUAGCAUCGCCUUCCCCGACCACCUGCCCACCCCGCCAUUCUUGCAUGUCCAGGGCGUGCCGAAUUUCAGGGAGCUGGGGGGAUAUCCCUGUCAGCCGCCCUCGUCGUCGCAGCCGCCUCCUUCCAAGACGUAUGUCUUGAAGAAGAAUCUUCUCUACCGCUGUGCUCACCCCACGCACUUGACUCCCACCGGCGCUUCCUACCUCACCACCACCCUCAAUGUGCACGACAUGUACGACCUGCGUUCCGCGCCAGAGAUCAACCGGCUCGCGGGCACCGUCGCCUCCAGUGGGAAGAGCGUCUAUCCGCUGGCGAGUCCGGUGUCGGGGUGUAUCGACGAGGUUCCGGGCCUAAACCGGCAUUUUGUUCCAGUCUACCAGACCGAAGACUACGGCCCCGUCGCCCUCGCAACCAAGUUGGCGUGGUAUACUGCCGAACACUCGCACGACGAGGAAGCAGGCUACGCUUACUCGGACGGGUUUGUGAAGGCGUAUCGAGACAUCGCCACACACGGUGUGGGCGCCUACAGAAUCAUGUUCAAGCAUCUCCUGGAGAGGCCUAACGAGCCCUUGGUUUUCCACUGCACGGCCGGCAAAGACCGCACGGGGGUGUUUGGGGCGCUGGUGAUGAAACUCGUCGGCGUAGACGAGGACAUGAUCUGUUGGGAGUACGCCCUCACCGAGCCAGGCCUAGGCGGGUGGCGGAACGAGUUUAUCGAGCGAAUCGCCCAGACCGGUCUCGGCGGCGGAGGCGGCAAGCCCCAGCACCAGCAGCAGGUUGUCACGGGCGAGAGAGAGCACGGACGGCCGGUGAUUUCACGAGAAGAAGCCGCCCGCAUCUGCGGCAGUCGCGCAGGCAACAUGCGCGCCUUCCUGCGGACCGUGCUGGAGGGCGAGUUUGGCGGCGUCAAUGCGUACUUGACCCGCAUGUGUGGCUUCAGCCAGGACGAGGUGGCGCGCCUGAGGGAGAAUCUCGUCGAGAUGGUCGACGAUGCCCCGGGCCAGGUCAUGACCAUGGUCGAGAUUGACGGAUGGUCUGCCGAAGGGGGCUGUGUGGAUUGA
Molecule: messenger RNA, 1317 nt
Organism: Cladophialophora bantiana CBS 173.52
Lineage: Eukaryota; Fungi; Ascomycota; Eurotiomycetes; Chaetothyriales; Herpotrichiellaceae
Exons: 1
Coding region: 1-1317 (438 amino acids)
Biological process (GO): dephosphorylation
Molecular function (GO): phosphoprotein phosphatase activity
Source: RefSeq, a predicted model, not a curated record